This is a messenger RNA of Nicotiana tabacum (common tobacco), 1562 nucleotides long. Its product is annotated as WAT1-related protein At3g28050. The record is from RefSeq and is a predicted model, not a curated record. Gene Ontology annotation, molecular function: transmembrane transporter activity. NCBI's taxonomy places the organism in Eukaryota, Viridiplantae, Streptophyta, Magnoliopsida, Solanales, Solanaceae. Gene Ontology annotation, cellular component: membrane.
UACGGAAUCAUGUGUUUUGAGUCACUUGACACAUACCAGUCAUCUGAAAAGCUAUUCUCAUGUUUUUCAUCUAUGAAAAGCAACUGUCUUUUAUCAGAUUCUGAACAAGAUUUCAUUAUUUAUCAUAGAAUAGAGCACUGAGCAGCAACACUGAGAGUGUAAAGAAGAGAAAUGGUUAUAAUGGAGAUGCAAUCUUGGUCAAAGGAUGUUUUCCCUUUUGUUGCAAUGGUGUUGGUGGAAUGCUGUGAAAUGGGAAUGAUUACACUUGGAAAAGCAGCUAUGAAUGAUGGAAUGAGUAAUCUUGUUUAUGUUGUUUACUAUAAUGCCCUUGGUACCCUUCUUCUUCUUCCUUUCUUAAUCUUCCAUAGGUGCAGAAGCAAUAUGGCUCCUAUUACAUUGUCUAUACUGUGGAGAUUCUUCCUUCUUGGUCUGUUGGGAAUAUGUUUGCUGCAGGUCCUGGCCUAUACAGGUAUCAAAUACAGCUCUCCUACUCUGGCAGCUGCUUUAGGGAAUUUGAUGCCUGGUUUUACAUUUUUGCUUGCCAUCAUUUUCAGGAUGGAGAAGUUAGAUAUAAGAAAGGCUAGCAGUCAAGCAAAAUCUCUUGGCACCAUAGUGGCAAUUAUUGGAGCAUCUAUCAUGACUCUAUACAAAGGGCCAAAACUACUUGGAUCAUCUACUUUACCUUCUCAUUCAUCUCAUCAUCACUCUUUACUUUCACAAGAAUCAAAUUGGCUACUGGGAGGUCUUCUCAUUACCAUCACCUGCAUCAUGUCUUCUGGAUGGAACAUUCUUCAGACAGAUACGGUGAAGAAAUACCCUGAACAAAUGACAAUAGUGUUCUUCACUUGCUGCUUUGGGAGUAUUCAGUGUGCAAUUUUAACUCUGGUAUUAGAAAGAAAUCCAGAGGCAUGGAUGGUGAAGCCUGGGAUUGGAAUUAUAGCCAUUGUUUUCUCAGCUGUAUCUGGAAGUGUGUUUCGUUACAACGUUUUGACAUGGUGCUUGGACAAGAAAGGUCCUCUUUAUGUAGCGAUGUUCAAGCCCUUGGGAAUGGUAAUUGCAGCAAUCUUGGGGAUCCUAUUUCUUGCCGAAUCACUCCAUUUAGGAAGUGUUAUAGGAGCAGUUAUCAUAUCUGCUGGAUUUUAUUCUGUGCUGUGGGGAAAGGCCAAGGAGAUCAAGUCAAUGCUUGAGAUUGAGGACACUGUUUGUAUAAUUGACUCAUCAAGCCAAAGAAGCCCUUUAUUGCAAAAGUAAAUUUCAUUAAAAAAACACAUAAAAUAAAGUGUUACUUAUGGCCCUUUGACUAUGCUGCUCAGCCAUGUUAAUUAACACUACCCUUUCACAAGUAUUUGAAUGCAUUGGCGAGUGCUGCUUAAUUUCAGAUGAAGAUGAUAAAGGCUAGUGGAUGAGGCGUCAGAUAAACGAGACGCAAAUUAGCCACAAGUAGACCAGUACUACAUAGAAGAAAUGGAUUCAUGAUUUAAAUUUGAAGAAUUCAAUAUUUUUAUUUAUACGAUUGAACUCUGUAGAAUUUAAUAUUUAUAGAAAUUUUGGUUUUUCAAAUA